This is a messenger RNA of Rhopalosiphum padi (bird cherry-oat aphid), 4106 nucleotides long. RefSeq names its product E3 ubiquitin-protein ligase rnf8-B-like. The coding region runs from base 447 to 1466 and encodes 339 amino acids. Lineage: Eukaryota; Metazoa; Arthropoda; Insecta; Hemiptera; Aphididae. The record is from RefSeq and is a predicted model, not a curated record. The transcript is spliced from 5 exons. Gene Ontology annotation, molecular function: metal ion binding.
ACAGUCGCGACAACCCGUCGCACGCCGUCCCGUGUGCCGACAGCGCUGUCGCCCGUCGCCGGAAACUACCGAAAAGCGUCUGUGGGUUGACGACAGCGAUGGUCGGAGGGGUAGUAGUGGCAAUGGGUUUGAGAGUUUUAACGGCGGUAGAGAAGGGUUGCGCGGGAAAGACGGGGAGACGUCCCCUGUGUAUCGGCGGCACUCGUCCGAACUCGGGACAUUCAUCAGGCGACGCCGGUAGAGCACAGGUACGCGCUUGAAUAUUCGCGCGCGCUCGUCGACAUCAUACUAAAAAUAUUAUAUAAUAUUGCAAGACGCAUUACCGUACACAAUCGACCAUCGGCGACUCAGUCAGACUUCCGUAUUUCGAAUUACCGGACUAUAUAUAGUAUUAUAUAAUUAUCGUCUAAAUACUAUAAUACUACUACAUUACAUCGACCGACAUCAUGUCUUCUGCAGGAGUCUGCAUGUUUUACUUGCGCGGUGCUUGCCGGUUCGGCAACAAGUGUUGGAACUCACACGACGUGACGGGUUGUCGAACGCGCGAGUUUCAAGCUCUUGCGGCAGCUGCAACGGCAACUUAUUACGAAGAACGUUAUCCACAAACUACUCCAAGUACUAGUGCUACCGACAUAUCUACGCAGAAAGUGCAACCAGACAUAUCUACGCAAAAAGUACAACCACAAGGGCUUCAGCUUCUUCUUGAAGCAUCAAUGAAACCAAAAUUAAAACAGCCUGACGAGUCUGACGUGGAAUUGGAAAAGGCGGCUAAUGAAUUGUCUGUGGCAAUGAAAUCAGGGGAUGGCAAAAGCGUAAAAGAGAGUGCAAGUAAAUUACAUACACUUCAUCAACAAAAAAUGAAAGACAAUGAAAAUAAUCAUUCAGCGUGGAGUGAUUUUAUACAGUGUGCCAUUGACAGUGAUCUACAGUGCAAUAUUUGUUUUGAACUCUUUAUUAAGCCGACAGUGCUUAACUGCUCACACACUUUUUGUGAAACAUGUAUACAUGUUUGGACAAACCGAUCAAGAAAAUGUCCAAUUUGUCGUGUGCAAAUUAGAUCAAAAUCAUAUUGUUUGACUUUGGAUAGCUUCAUUGAGAAGAUUGUUGAACAUUUGCCAAAGGAAUUUAAAUACAAGCGCAGUUUAGCAUUAAAAGAGCGCAGCAAGAUAAAAAUCGAUAAACCUCGAGUGAAUCAUAGAUUACAAACUAGAGAUCUUGCCACAUUAAUAAGUUUUGAAGAAAUAAUGGAGGCUGACACGCCUCUACAAUACAUCACGGUGGACCAACAUGAAGAUAUCAGUCCAGAUGUUAUCAUCGAAGAAUCAGAAAUGUUCAGAAUGAAUUUACACGAUACAGUUGUAAGCACCGGAGGUAUAAACCCUCUAAUGAGUUAUAUUGUUGUUCCCGAUGAACAACACUCAAAUAGACCUAUAACUCGGCCCAAUAACUCUUCCAUUCGUCACUAAAUUCAACCACUUUGUAAUUGUUUAUUAUUAUUAUUAUUUAAUCAUAGAACAUUAUUACCUAUCACUUUAAUUUUUAAAUUUAUUAUUAUUUUUCUUAGUAUUAUAAAAUGCUUAUAUAAUUAUGAAAAACUAUUAAGUUACCUAUACAGUUAUAUACUCUUCUAUAUACAUGCAUUUUUAUAAUAUCUACCCAGUGGUGUACCCAUAUAAAACUUUUGUAGGAGAGAGUUCAGUGGUAUAAAUUUAAAAAGUAUAUUGUAUUAACUAUCCCGUAAAAAAGUUUAGUAGAUAUGUAGAAAAAUUAUUAUAUGUGAGAUUCAAGCCACCCAAAUUUAAAGUACACUUAUGUUUAUAUGCAUUUAUAUUAUAUAGUUAGAUAUAUAUAAACUAUAAAGUAUAUUAAAUCUCAUAUAUAAAUAUAUAAUAAAAUGUACUGGUAAUUGGUACAUAUUUUAGACACCCACAUGAAAUAGGUAUUCAGUAAUAUUAUCAUAUACCUAUAAACUAGUCUAUGAAUAUUAUCAUUAUAUUGUUUUCAUGGUGUUAUUGUGAUAUUAACACAUUUUUUUAUUAUAGUUCGGGCUGGUUUUAGUUGUACUUUAUGUCUACUACAUGAUUUUAGCAAAUUCGUACAUUGCCAUUUUAGACUUCUCUAAAAAAUUAAUUUCGUACAAUUUGAAAUCUCUGACUUCUAUAUCUCCUUGAAUACGCCUCAGUUCUUAGUGUUCUUACAUAUAAUGGUUAUUGAUUAUAUUACCUACUCAUAGGUAGGUAAUUUAAGAAUAAAAUAGAUACCUCCUAUCUAUUUGUUGUUAUUAUUAUUAUUUUCUCAUUGCUAAUUGCUAUUUGUGUUGUGUUUUUAUACUGUCCCAUUUUAUUUAUAUUUAUAUGUUAUACUGUUGAAGCACAUUAAUUGGGUUACACUUUAAAGAUUAUUGCAUUUAUAUUGAGGAAACACAAUAUAAUAUCAUUAGUUUGAUGUCAAAGUGAAUAAAACAAAAUUGAAAUUACUCUAUAGGUACUAGGUAGUUAGUUAGAAUAAUAAAUUUAAGUCAUAAGCUGAUUUCACAAGUACCUAUUUGUUUUUUAUCAAGUUAUCAAAAACAUUGGAUGUUAAUUUUAUAAUGUGUUUUUAACUUCUUUUUUUACACAAAUUUAAUUUGUUUCUAUUUUAUAACAUACAUACUAAAAUAAUAAUAAAUAUAAACUGUAAGUCUUUAAUUAAAAUUGUAAGACAGCAAUCUUGCAGUUAUACUUAAUAUAGGAGUUUUUUUUUUAGAAAAUCCAUUUAUUUCUUAUUCUAUUAACCUACUUAACAUGCAUAUAAUAUGCAGUUAUGUGUAAGUUCUGGUGUUAUGGAAAUGUUUCUGAAGAGUGAACAAGAAGAUUUUGAUUUUAAUAUAUUUAUGAGAGUAAUUUUAAAUUUUAGUAUAAUUUUGUGUUUUACUGUAAUAAUAUGGUAUUAGCUCUGUUAGCAUUGGACAUUUAUCAAAAUAUAUUUCAUGAUAUUUAAAAUCUAAUAACCAGAAAAAAUGUGUGAUAUUAUAAAGUUGUUGUGUACCUAUUGCAGUUUAUUGUUGAUAAAUAAAAAAAUAAAACAGUAAUAUAUAAAAAUUAAUUUUACUUAUAUAUUACUUAUCUAAAAUGCACAACAAUUUAGGUGUAAAAUUUGAUUUGCUAUUAAUUAUUAUUUUAUGAACAUAAUAUUGCCAAAUUAACAAAUUUACGUAUAGAUUAAGUUAAAAAAAAUUUUAUUUUGUGUGUAAACCGCCUUUUCAUAGUUCUUACUUCAGAAAUCUGAGUUUAUAGUUACUAUUAUGAUUUAUAUAUCAAUAAAUGUGAAUUGUAAAACUAUAAAAAAUAUAAAGAAUAAAAGACUAAUCAGUUCAAGAUGUUUUUUAAUAAUCCAUUUAUUAAUAUUAAAAUAUUCAGAUAUUAUAGGAAAGUUUUCAAUUAUACAAAAUACUUAGCAAUUGUAUCAAAUCAGUGAGUUAAAAAUGAAUUAUAACAGUUGGUUUUGAAAUAGGUACAUUGUUAAUUUAUAUUAUAUGUGUUUUCUUUAAUAAUGAGGAUAUAUAUUAAUUACUUAUUUAUCAUGUAUUCCUUUCAUUAUAUUAUAUAUUGUAUUAUUAAGAAAUAUGUUAGCCAAUUUUUAUUUUUAUUUUUUUCUAUAAGAUAAGUUUUAAUUACUUAUUGAUUUAAUUUUUAUUAAUUUAUGAUAGCACAAACUUAAUAAAUUGUUAUUAACAAAUUAAAAUAUUGGAGACAUAAGUAAAAGUGGAUUGUGGCAUUUGAAGAACUAACAAAUUAGCCAUCUUAGCCCAUUUGUUGUUUUAAUCAUAAAUAUAACAAUAAUGUUGUAUCUAUUAUGCCUGCCAGUUGUCGAGACAAGCAGUAUGUGUGAUCAAAAAAAGAGUAGCUUAUAACUAAAAGCAAUGUCAUUCUAUACUUGAUGUCUUCUGUGUGAUAAUUUUUCUAGCUAGUUAAAAAUCUUUGGUUUGUUUCAUUUAAUUAAUUAUACAAGUUGUAAUAUUUAUUUUAUUUAAUAUGUUUAACGACUGGAAAAUGUAUUAGUUAUUAAACUUAUAAUUAUAUACUUAUUUACCUAUAUUUACUUUAAUAAUAAAAGUGUGUGUAUUU